Messenger RNA from Strongylocentrotus purpuratus (purple sea urchin), 1787 nucleotides. It is a transcript of the gene zfand1, whose product is annotated as AN1-type zinc finger protein 1. Gene Ontology annotation, biological process: cytoplasmic stress granule disassembly. Gene Ontology annotation, cellular component: cytoplasm; cytoplasmic stress granule. Gene Ontology annotation, molecular function: zinc ion binding. NCBI's taxonomy places the organism in Eukaryota, Metazoa, Echinodermata, Echinoidea, Camarodonta, Strongylocentrotidae. The transcript is spliced from 9 exons. The coding region runs from base 91 to 927 and encodes 278 amino acids. The record is from RefSeq and is a predicted model, not a curated record.
ACAGAACUCAAAAGCCAACACCAAAGCCAAGGAAAAUCAAAACCCCACUACUUUUUCCGAAUUUGAUUGAUACUAUUUUCUAGGAAUAGGAUGGCUGAAUUAGAUAUCGGGAAGCACUGCAGCAUUAAUUCAUGUAAUCGGCUUGAUUUUCUGCCUUUUGUCUGCACAGGAUGUGCAGGUGUUUUCUGUUUAGAACACAAGAGUAAAGAUGGACACAAUUGCAGUGAGGCACAUAGCAUUGCGAAUCCUGUGAAAGAGAAUGGUGAAUACGUUGCUCCUGUCAUCUAUACUUGUGCAUUAACAGGAUGUAAGAGAACGGAAGUUGUACCCGUCACCUGUGAGCAUUGUCAUAAAAACUUCUGUCUUGGACACAGACAUCAAACAGAUCACCAAUGUACAGAAUUACCUACUGAUGGAAAGGCAGCUCCGAUGGCAAAAACAGCUCAACUUGUUCAAGAUAUAAAAGAUUCCAAAAAGACAACCGGAACUGGAGUAAAGACUAAAGGAAAGGGAGCUAAAUCAGCCAAGAUGGCUGCCAAGGUUGCCAUGAUGAAGAUGAAGAUGCAUGCUCUAGGAGACUCCAGCAUACCGCAGAAAGAGCGAGUGUUCUUUCAAGUUCACCUUCCGAAAGGCCACUCCGAGAGCCACAAACCCAUGUUCUUCUCAAACAUGUGGAGUGUUGGUAAGACAGUGGAUAGGAUUGCUGCCCUCUUGAGGCUCAAAAAUGAGAACAACAUUGCCAGUGCAAAGAAACUGAGACUAUUCCAUCCUGAAAGAGGGGAUGUCUUCACAAUGGAUGCAAAGCUGGAGUCCCUCCUUGCCGAUGAUGCUGCCUCCCCCAUCUACAGUGGAGGUGGAAUCAUCCUUGAAUACGUAGAGAAUGGCUGUACCUGCCUACCCAAUGUUGCAGAUUACCGAACAUCAUGACAUUAACAUCUGACUAGUCUGCUUUCAACAUCUCAUGGAUCGAAUGACACGUUCAUCAAAGAAAGAGCAUUCCAAACCAAUCUCAAGCUCAAAAGUUCUUCUCUCCGGCUUUCUCGUCUGUCCAUCCGUCGGGUGUCAUCCUGAUGAAAGCCCUGGAUUUACAUCUUGGCUCGUGUUGGUGAGAAAUAGUGUGCUUGAAGAUCAUGACAACGAAACUUGUUCAAUUUCAAAUAUGUGGUGAGCCACUCUGAUUGGUUCCUUCCUGACCCCCCAGGGAGACCAUACACAGCAUGGUUCUAAUGAAAUUAGUGUGCAUUAAUAGGAUAAGUGUAUUGACUCAUGGUUCUGAGGUUGUGUUCAUGCAUUAACAAUCUGAGUACAGAAAUGCUGCAUGCAGAAGAACUCAAAAAUCCACUCAUUUAAUUUGUUGCUACACGAAUAUACUGUUUUAUGAUCAUUACUACACGUUCUACUUAUUUGGUUUUAAACGGGCAAGAAUACAAGAGAAAAUUAAAAAAUGAAUGUCUAUCUUGUGGAUUGCUAAAUUGCAUGCUUUGUAUAAUGGCAAACAUUUGUUAUUUUGAAAUGUUAUCCACAGCAUUGGAAUAAUAUUGAGUAUGGAUGUGAAAUGAAUACAAGGUAUAUAGAAAGCAUGUGUUUUUACAUGCAUUUUCGUUUAUUCGGCUCUGACCUUAGUGCGACUUUUUUCAGUUUCCUUAUGAAUAAUGUAAAAGACAACAUGGGUUUAUAAUUUCUGAUUUUGAGUCCAUUCAUACCUUAUUAGUAUCUGCAAAUAUUUCCCCAUAUACAUGUAUAUCACAGUAAUAAAGACUGAUACUAGCUAAAUUACAAAAAAGAAA